Messenger RNA from Paracoccidioides lutzii Pb01, 1566 nucleotides. RefSeq lists its product as hypothetical. Bases 1 to 1566 code for a protein of 521 amino acids. The transcript has 8 exons. The record is from RefSeq and is a predicted model, not a curated record. Gene Ontology annotation, biological process: phosphorelay signal transduction system.
AUGCACGCUCUCAUAGUUGAUCAUAAUGACAUUAACCGGUUGGUUAUGGAGAAGAUCCUCAAAAAGUUAGGUGUUACCGUUGAUGUGGCUGCGACCAGUCAGCAAGCGUUGGAAUAUCUGGAGCGGUGUAUCCAUGGCCUGGCUUUAAGAAGGCCAGAUGUUAUUUUCAUGAAAAUGAAAAUUGGCCCCGUUGACGGACUCGAAACGACUCAUAUCAUCCGAACGCAACCUCCUUUCUCUACUGAUCUCAAAACCCUUUCUACGCCCAUAAUAGCCCUAACCAAUCACUCAAUUUUGCCCUCGUCACCCAGCCAUCUUUGGGCUCCAUUUAUUAGAGACGGCGAAAUUCGAUUUCCAGUGAGACUGACCGACGUUGCAAAGGUUAUGAAAUCAGUUAGGUUCGAAGUGGUUCCAGCUGCAACGAUCCCUGGGAACCAGUGCAAUAAUGCUUCAUUUGCAAGCCACAACAACAACAGCUCGCAUUGCCCAGGUGGAGUUGCCUCGACUCUAGGUUCCAAUAUUCUUUUUGUCUUCUUAAACCAUCAAGUACACAUGUUCAUGACAACCAACGCUCUGAUGAUUACCUCAGAUGCAUUCGUAAAGUCCCAUGGUCCCAUGUCUUCUUCAUGGGUAUUUGAACUAGGGGACUUCAUCAAGGAGGCAGUUCUGGCUCGGCAAGGUUCAGGCACGCGGCUAAACCCCCUUUCCUAUGAUGUCAUCGCGAAGGCAGCAGUCACCGCCAUUUUUCGUUUUGAAGGAAUCCAAUAUCGAAACAACUCUACUCCGCAUAAUCCGAAGGUUUGCGACCGUCUCAAAACAAAUAUUCUUUUGACAAAUGAGAAGGGUUUCUGUUCAGGGUUGUCGGUUUCGCCCUUGCUAUUCUGUGACCUGCCAGUGGUGGGCUGUGGACCUGUGAGCUUCCUGGUCACGCAUGUUCGCAGCCCCGCCAAUUCUUUUGCAUGCAGGAAAGGAUCCUUGCAUCUUGCUGCUUCUCUUCUUCCUGAAGAGCUAGGCAACUGUGCGAGGAGCAGGCUCAAUCCAUGCUCCACAUUCCAGGAUGCUUCAUACAUAAAAUCUUCAGGAGCGACGACUCUUACAGAGAUGAACCGUGCGUACUGGAAUCUCAUCUGGUCAUUCCCGCUUUUUCCAUACGCUGUUUCGGUUAUGAGUGGCAGAGCUGCGGCUCUGCUGCAUUACGGCCACGGUGUACGCCUUUAUGAAAGAUAUUAUAAAAGAUUACCUCAGGCUCUCUACCAAGCGAUGCUGGAGGGUGCAAACCCCCAAACUCGCCAUUUAUCAAACCAAAAACGAUAUCUGAAUCACCCUCUGGAACCACCACAACUUCAGCCAGAGAGCCGUGAAAACCUGCAGUUUCAUCACGUAAGGUCCUCUUCAUACCCACAUCAAGCCAUUCCGCCAGGCUACCAACGAGGACACAAAUUUCGAUUUCCUUGCUCGAAAUUCGCCUCGCGGGUUUCCGCGGAUAAAUUCACACCAGCGGAGAUCCAAGGGCAUCUACUAAAGACUCGUCAAAGGAGGAUGUGGAUGGAGUGGAGGAGUGGGUGA